AUGAUAUUUGAGCACUAUGGUGUAGAGAAGUACCACUGGGAGUCUCAUAUUGGAUCCGCUGAUAAUGUUCUUCGACUCCAAAAAUACAAUGCAGCUGAGGAGGAGAAAUCUCACGUGGGUAUUCCAGAGCACACAGACAUGGACCUCAAUACGAUUAUUUAUCAAAACCAUGUGAAUGGCUUAGAGGUCAAAACAAAGCACGGUGAUCAAUGGAUUGGCUUUGAUGCCUCCCCUAACUCUUUUAUAUUCAUGACUGGAGACGCCUUUCAGGUAUGGAGCAAUGAUAGAAUACAAGCUUGUCUGCAUAGAGUGAAGAAGAGCGAAGAUGCAGUAAGAUACUCAGUUCUGCUCUUUACAUUUCACAAUGGGAUCAUAACUGUGCCCAAGGAAUUGAUUGAUGAGGAACACCCUUUGAAAUAUAAGCCACUGAAUAAUCAUGAAUAUCUUGCUUCACGAGUCGGUCAAACGUCCAGAGCUUCUAUUAAGGAAUUCUGUGGUCUUUGA
Molecule: messenger RNA, 504 nt
Organism: Fragaria vesca subsp. vesca
Lineage: Eukaryota; Viridiplantae; Streptophyta; Magnoliopsida; Rosales; Rosaceae
Product: gibberellin 20 oxidase 1-like
Exons: 1
Coding region: 1-504 (167 amino acids)
Molecular function (GO): dioxygenase activity
Source: RefSeq, a predicted model, not a curated record